Messenger RNA from Olea europaea var. sylvestris, 2073 nucleotides. RefSeq lists its product as uncharacterized. The transcript is spliced from 11 exons. Gene Ontology annotation, molecular function: RNA binding; ubiquitin-protein transferase activity. Gene Ontology annotation, biological process: protein ubiquitination. NCBI's taxonomy places the organism in Eukaryota, Viridiplantae, Streptophyta, Magnoliopsida, Lamiales, Oleaceae. The record is from RefSeq and is a predicted model, not a curated record. Gene Ontology annotation, cellular component: CCR4-NOT complex. The annotation marks the transcript as partial.
AUAAAAGGCGUCUCAAUCCUGUGGCUUCCAAUCAUUUCUUCGUGUACAGACUCCCCGAGCUGGAUCCUUGCGUCUCUCUUUCUUUCUCUAGCUGCCUUUUUCUUGAUCAAAAUCUCUGUUAAAAAGGCAAUGAUGAGCAACGAAGAAGAGAAGAGGUGUCCACUUUGUGCAGAGGAGAUGGAUUGGACGGAUCAGCAACUUAAGCCUUGCAAAUGUGGUUAUCAGGUGUGUGUUUGGUGUUGGCAUCACAUCAUAGACAUGGCAGAAAAGAAUGAGACAGAGGGGCGAUGUCCUGCUUGCCGGGCAAUCUAUGAGAAGGAAAAAAUUGUGACAAUGCAAGCAAGUUGUGAAAGGACGGGGAAUAAAUUUGCAAGUCGGAAAAACAAGCCUCCAAAAGGCAAGCCAAAGAUUAAUGAAGUAAAGAAGGAUCUUACAAAUGUUAGAGUGAUUCAACGGAAAAUGGCUUAUGUGAUUGGGUUACCACUUAGUCUUGCCGAUGAAGAUCUAUUACUGCGGAAGGAGUAUUUUGGUCAGUAUGGAAAAAUUACUAAAAUCUCUCUCUCCCGGAAUGCUAGUGGGGCCAUUCAGCAAUUUAUCAAUGACACUUGUAGCGUAUACAUAACAUAUUCGAAAGAGGAGGAGGCCUUGCGGUGUAUUCAAUCAGUGCACGGUUUUGUCCUUGAAGGUAGGGAUUUGAGAGCAUCAUUUGGAACUGCAAAAUAUUGUCAUGCUUGGCUGAAAAACACGCCUUGCAAUAAUCCUUCCUGUCUAUAUUUGCAUAGUAUUGGGGAUGAAAAAGAUAGUUUUGGAAAAGAUGAGGUUGCUGCAGUUCAUACAAGGAGUAGAGUCCAACAAAUAGUUGGUGCUGCAAAUAAUCAGCUAAGACGCUCUGGCAGUGUGUUGCCAUCUCCAGUGGACUGCAAUAGUAGCAGCGCUGACACAGAUGACACAUCUAAUGGCAGAAGUGCCAUGAUAGAUGCAACUCUUGGGUCUGCAAAUAGAAACGGUGACAUAGCAUGCACAUUUCCUUUUAAGUACAAGGAAGGUGUUCCAGCACCCAACAAAAUGACAACUUUUGUAGAUAUUGUUGGACAGUCUAAUUUUUCUUGUCCAGUAGAAGAUGAAAUUAUCAAUGAAGAUGGGAACUUGUGCUCCAAAUUUUCUUCAGUAACUAUAAAUGGGGAUGUACAUGCAGGAAUUCCAUAUUCUGUUGCUAAGACAUCCGAAGUUUCAUCUAAUCACCUGGGCAUUGGAUUGUGCUGGGAGCAACAGUUUAAAGAUAUUCCAGAUGAACCAUUUACAGAAGGUUCCCUGUUAUAUGAGAAUCAAGGAUCUAAGGAUUCUUCUUCUUCAAGUCAGAGGGAUUGUUCUCUCCAACAACCUUAUCCUGCAAGCAUUUCAGUGGAUUUGUGCAGUCCUACUUUGUUGCAUAAGAAGUCUCAUACUUUGAGUGAUGUUUUUGCAGAUCAUAAUGUUGUAAACAGUUACGAGGAUGAAGCUUCUUUACCGUUCAGAUGUGUAAAUUCGGUGUUAAAUGAUGAAUGUAAUGAGAUGAAGUUCCGAAAUUUUGCCAAAUCAGAUAGAAUUUAUAGAAGUUCUAGCUCAUUUUCCAAUGAAGAAAUUGUGGAGCACUUGCGAAGAAUUGAUGACGAUAACUUGACCAAUAUCAAGGAAAGCUCUGCUUUAGAUGCUGUUGAGAGCAGUAUAAUUUCAAAUAUUAUGUCAAUGGAUUUUGAUUCAUGUGAUGAUUCAUUGAGAUUGCCUAGUGGUUCUUCUGAGUCGCUUGUUGAAACUGAUGGUCUGCGUGGUUCUUCCUGGAAUUCCCUUAAUGGCAUUCAAUCAGGGUUCUCAUUUCCAGAACAGGCAAAUCAAGUGGUUGGAGCUGUCCUCCCUGAUUUUAGGGAUAAAAAGGAGCAGUACUUGUGCAAGCCUCAGUAUCGAGCUACUAGGCCUCAAGGUUUGGCUCCACCUGGGUUUUCAGUGCCCUCCAGGGAUCCGCCUCCUGGGUUUUCUUCAUGUGAGAGAAUAGGCUCCUUGCCCCGUGCCCCAUCUGGUCUCUCUCUCUCUCUCUCU